CAUCAAAAAGUCGACAUCGCGAGCGGAAGGAGGUGUGGUCUGUAAGAAGCGCAAGCGCUCCACUGAAGCACGCGAACGCAAGACCUCCAAUGAUGGAGACAGGAUGUGUCUUGCCCAGAGGCUACGUCAUGAUGACGACGAUGAUGCCUUCACUAGUGACCGCCAUGCGCGGUCUGGCCUUGGGCGCGCGCCUUCCUAUCGUAAGGAGCAACGCCGCAGUGACUCUCCUGCACCCAACAACCGCAAGGAGAGCAUCCAUAAUACCAAGUCUUCUGAUCGCCGCACUUCUGACGAUAAGGGUAAAGAAAAGAGGUCUUCUUUACCCUCGCUGAACAUCCGAGGUUCUGGAUCCGCAAACGCCCUUCAUGACGCACAGCGCCCUGCAUCGCAAAGCGUGUCGUCUGCAGAGUCCGUGGAUAAAUUUCUGGACAGCAUCAACUUGAGCGUUUCUACUUCACGCAAUCCCGCGCUAGCCAAGAGCAAUGUUCCUGUGACACCAAGCCAACAAGUCCUUCCCCCAACUCCUGUAUCCAUCGCGUCUGUUCCCCUGCCUUCGCCAGGAUCUCCUGCAGUUGAGCUUCGACCAAUCCCCUUCACUUUCGGACCGGAGCGGCUUAGUCUCUUGCACUGCGGACACUCCUUAAAUUAUGACUUGAAUCUACUUCCUGAUGACCCAAUUGGUCCUAUUACGUUACUUGGAGCGACUCAGAGCGAACCCGGUGCAUAUCUCGUUGCCGCAGCACGCUAUAGGCGGACUGGUCGUUCUCGGGCAGCGUGCGAAGUAAUCAAGGCCCUGCUGGGCAAGCACGCCCCUGUCACCGGUGGUGGUGACUUGACUGGGGAAAACAAAGAAAAUGCUCCCUUUCAUCAGGCUUCCUUAUCAUCGGCGAAAUCUCCUGCACCUUCCGUACUUACACCCAUAGACGUCAACACCCCAGCUCACGAAGCUGCUGUCUUGCGACCUGCCUUUCUCCUUCUCGCAGCUUGUCAAUUGGACAUAAGCCGUGAUUGUUCAUGUCCCAAAGAGAAGAUAGCACAUGCCAACGCUGCUCAAGAACUUUUCCGCACAGUAUACGGAACAAAAAGCGACAUCCUUUCUUCCGAGCCUGGAAACACCAAUACAGAUACGAACGCCCUAGGAUUAGCUUUUACAGAUCGCACCCGAAUUCCUUCAACCGCCGACAACAACCUACCAACCUCUAAGUCCAAGCACCCAUCAAGCAUCCCCACCGCUCCUGCUUCUACUCGUAUUCUAGCUCUGGAGGAUGAACUCCGUGUCACGCGCACAGCCAAGUCUACCCUGGAAGCCGACCUUGCCGCUGCGAACAAGCGCCAGGAACUCACCGACCAGUCUGUCAGAGAAGCUGAGACUCGUUCUCGCGAUGCGCUUCGAUUACUUGAGACCGAGAGGGAUGAAUUCCGCGUCUUGAGGCGUCGACUUUUGGAGACGGAGCAGAAGAUCUCGGAUAUAGAGCAGUCCGCUGUUGGUGCCGAGACGCACGUAUGGGUGAGAUUGCGGGACAUGAUUUAUGACCAAUUUGGGGGCGCGAGAGGUUUUUGAUGCGUGAGCUAAGUAUCACAUAUCACAGCUUACGUUCGCCUUUCAUUUGUUUCAGAUCAUUGCGGGGUUUUAGAGAAUCAGGGCCAGGCAUGUGGUUCGUGUCAUCACAAACCCAUCACCAUCACCAUCACACUGUACACCAUACCAUUUCCUGCAGCAUUUGAGAUACCGUGUUUCAUCGUCCUUAUCAUCAAAGUAGUGUAUGUCCCCGUAUUAGACUUGUAAUCAUUCUCCAUGUAUGGAAUUAGCAGUACGAGAGAACAGGAGAGAAUAGACUAAAAUAGCGCGUGAAUCGAAGGAAGCUGAUUAUAACUCAUUACCUGUGCUCUUGCUUCUUCGAUCCCUUAAUGGUAAGCUUGGACAGCCUUGAAAUUGCCGAGGAAUAUGACCUGCGCUUACU
Suillus paluster is the source of this 1961-nucleotide messenger RNA. RefSeq lists its product as uncharacterized. Lineage: Eukaryota; Fungi; Basidiomycota; Agaricomycetes; Boletales; Suillaceae. Bases 104 to 1561 code for a protein of 485 amino acids. The record is from RefSeq and is a predicted model, not a curated record. The transcript has 2 exons.